UACUUGAUGACGGCGAUGUUGACAGGGGCGGUGGUGGUGGCCCGGAAGACCUGACUGUCAGCGGGAGCAGCCAUUGUAGGACUAUUAAAACAAGCAAAAUACACUUGAAGAGACUUGGAGGUAAGAUAUAAAAAGGAAGGAAGAUAGAGAGAAGCGUUCAGGGGCGAAGGCUAAAGACGAGCGACGAAAAGGCGGGGGAUUUCCUUGUUGGGAAAGUUUGGGGCUUUUGUUGUCGGGUUCCCGAGGCGGUGAGCGGCCAGAAUUUGCCCGCCUUUCCGCGCGAUCCAAUCGAUUUGCAAUCAAACCUCAUUAUCCCAUCCACUCCUCUCGCUCCAAGUGUCGCGGCCGGGUCUCUGUUUGUCACUCCAUCCCAAUCCUCACCUAGAACAAUGGGUGCUGGUGCAAGUACUCCGUCCCCCGAGCCGCCUGCGGCUGGUGUAUGCCCUGUUGAUCACAAAACUCGCGAGGCCUGGUUGCAGCAGCACCAAGCAUCUGGCGGCGCUGCACCUCCUCACCCUCUACCCUCCGAAGAUGGACAGGAAUCGAAAGGCAAAUCUCAAAGGCCUCUGUCAACCGACCGUGAAGUAAGCAGUAUACCGCGCGCCAUUGACACUACCUCCCAGCCGUCGAGUGCCGACUCGUCAAAUGCGCCCGCUUCACCUUACGCUGCCACGGCCGCAUCGCAUGGCACCCCAUCCAAUGCAGAAGCUGAAACCGGUCAUGACCCGAACACUGGAAACUGGAUCUAUCCGUCAGAACGGCAAUUCUUCGAAGCUCUUGUGCGCAAGGGCAACACUCCUAGCUCUACAACCUCCGCCUCCGAACUGGCGACUACCGUCGCAUCCAUCAUUCCUAUCCAUAACGCCGUCAAUGAGCGCGCCUGGCAGCAGAUCUUGCAAUGGGAAAGCCGGGCCCCCAUGUCGGACCCCGGUAGCAAGAAAUGUGGAGGCCCAAAGCUGUAUGCUUUCCGCGGUCUGGGUGUCGACCCGCAGUUCCUGAGCCCCCGUGCCCGUAUAAAUAACCUGAUGGGCUACCAGCUUCCCUUUGAUCGGCACGACUGGGUUGUGGAGAGAUGUGGUGGUGAAAGGAUCGAAUAUGUCAUCGAUUUCUACCAAGGAAAAUCGUCGGGUGCAAACAAUGCUCCCGGCCUGGCUGCCAAUGCUGGACCCGGCAAGCUCAGCUUCUACCUGGAUGUCCGGCCGAAACUGAACACAGUGGAGGGCUGCCGCAUGAGAUUCAGCAAGUUUAUGGGACUGUAAAGCUCCCCAAUGUCUUUCUUCUUACGCUGCAUUAGAGGCGAACAACGGAGUUUUGGGAACGGUCUUGGGUAAGCAACGCAGUGUA
Aspergillus costaricaensis CBS 115574 is the source of this 1344-nucleotide messenger RNA. RefSeq names its product cytochrome c1 heme lyase CYT2. Lineage: Eukaryota; Fungi; Ascomycota; Eurotiomycetes; Eurotiales; Aspergillaceae. The record is from RefSeq and is a predicted model, not a curated record. The transcript has a single exon. Gene Ontology annotation, cellular component: mitochondrion. Gene Ontology annotation, biological process: cytochrome c-heme linkage. The coding region runs from base 390 to 1259 and encodes 289 amino acids. Gene Ontology annotation, molecular function: holocytochrome-c synthase activity.